GCCUAAAGCAAAUGCAUUAUUGCCUUGCGAAAAAAUCAUUAUCGCCACAGACUAGAAAAAACUCAUAUUUUCUUUUUAUUCAAAAUUAGAACCACAAGAUGGCAGUCGUAGACUGAUAAGAUUGACUUGGAGUCUACUCUUUCAUUGCCACUCAUAUCUCUUCUUCCAAAGAACCUCUCUAAGCAAGUUGAAGAGCUGUUACAUGAAAGGAGAAUAGUGAUGGCUGACGGAGUUGUGUCGUUUGGAGUGGAGAAACUCUGGGAUCUCCUCAGUCGAGAAUCAGAGAGACUGCAGGGAGUUCAUGAGAAAGUUGAUGAUCUAAAAUGUCAGAUGAGAAUGUUACAGUCGUUGUUGAAAGAUGCAGAUGCCCGGAAAUAUGAGAAUGAACUAGUGAGAAGCUUCUUGGAAGAUGUCAAAGACAUUGUUUUUGAUGCUGAAGAUAUAAUCGAAUCCUUUCUUUUGAAAGAACUUAGUGGAAACCAAAAAGGGAUCAAGAGGCGUGUGAAAAGACUUUCUUGUUUCUUAGUGGACCGCCUAUGUCUUUCUAGGGACAUUGAAGGCAUAACUAAGAGAAUAGUCAAGGUUGUUGGACAAAUGCAGAGCUUUGGAAUACAGCAUAGCGUCAACAAACCACCGCCUCUACAAAAGAGACAGAGGGAGAUCCAACAAACAUAUCCAAAGAGAUCUCAAAAGGAUCUUGUGGGGGUGGAACAGAGUGUUAAUGAAUUGGUUGGUCAUUUGGUGGAGAAUGAUAGCAUCCAAGUAGUUUCCAUAUCUGGGAUGGGUGGUAUUGGGAAAACCACUCUUGCCAGACAAGUUUUUCAUCAUGACAUUGUUCGAAGUCAUUUUGAUGGAUUCGCAUGGAUCUGCGUUUCGCAAGAUUUUAAGCGGAAGGAUAUUUGGCAAAAGUUAUUGCGAGACCUUAGACCACAUGAUACGGGGAUUGAACAAAUGAAUGAGGAUACACUCCAGGCUAAGAUCUUUCAUUUGUUGGAAACAUCUAAAUACUUAAUUGUCAUGGAUGAUGUAUGGAAAAAAGAAGACUGGGAUGCAAUAAAAGACGCUUUCCCCCAAGAAAGAGGUUGGAAGAUGAUUCUUACUUCACGCGAUGAAGGUGUUGGUUUGCAUGUAAACCCAAAAUCUUUCCUCUUUAAACCAAAAAUCCUUACUCCUGAAGAAAGUUGGAAGCUAUGUGAGAGCAUAGCAUUCUCUAGAAGAGAGAUAACCGGAUUUAUUGUUGAUGAAGAACUAGAAGCCAUGGGUAGGAAAAUGGUCACAUAUUGUGGAGGACUACCAUUAGCCGUUAAAGUGCUAGGAGGCUUGUUAGCUAAUAAAUAUAUGGUUGAAGAUUGGAAAAGAAUAAAUGAGAAUAUUCAAACUCAGAUAGUUCGCUUAGAUGACAACAAUCAAGAUUCGGUUUACCGAGUAUUGUCUAUGAGCUAUGAAGAUUUGCCAAUGCAGUUAAAGCAUUGCUUUCUCUACCUAGCUCAUUUUCCCGAAGACUACAAGAUACAAGUGGAGAGAUUGUAUUAUCUCUGGGAAGCAGAAGGAAUAAUAACAUCAAGUGGCAAUGGAGCAACCGCUAGGAGUAUUGGAGAAGACUACAUAGACGAGCUAGUAAGGAGAAAUAUGGUUAUUGCAGUAAAAGAGGAUUUGAGUUGCAAACUGAAGUAUUGUCAAAUGCAUGACAUGAUGAGAGAAGUAUGUUUAAAUAAAGCCAAAGAAGAGAACUUUCUUCAGAUUAUCAAAGUCCCUACUUCUUCCACCUCCACCAUCAAUGCUCAAAGUCAUACGGGAUCUCGCAGACUCGUAGUACACGGUGGUGGUAAUGCACUUGAUAUGCUGGGAGGUAAAAACAAUAAAAAAGCUAGAUCUGUUUUGGGUUUUGGACUCGACAGCAACUUGUGGAAGCAGUCAGGUCAAGAAUUCCGAAAUUUACAAUUACUUAGGGUCUUAGAUCUGAGUUUAGAUUAUAAAGAGAACUUUGAGUUUAGUUUAGAUCUGAGAAUACCUUCGAGCAUUGGAAAGCUCAUUCAUUUGAGAUAUUUGAGCUUAGCCAUAGGUUGGGCAACUCAUGUACCUUCUUCUUUACGGAAUCUAAAGCUUCUAAUCUAUUUGAAACUUAAGUCCUACGGAAGUGUUCAUCUGCCAAGUAUCUUUAACGAGAUGGUAGAGUUGAGGUUCCUGAUGCUUCCCCGUUAUUUUGAUGAUAAAACAAAGUUGGAAUUGGGUAAUCUAGUGAACCUGGAGUGCUUGAUCCCCUUCCGAUCAGAAUGCGGUAGCAUCACAGACUUCCUCCGAAUGACUAGGCUCAGGACUCUCCACAUAAAACUCAAAGGCAGGUAUACUUCUGAAACUCUAGCGUCAUCUCUCUGUGAAUUAAGAAACCUGGAGGAGUUUAGAUUGAUCGAUGAGAAGCUUAGCUUGAUCGAUGAGAAGCUUAGAUUGAUCGAAGAGAACAACGAAUCCGAUGGGGCUUAUGAUGUGGAUUUCGUUUGGAAUUUCAUUCAUCUAAGGCGUUUAGCGCUGGGCCUACAUGGGACAAGGCUUCCUGAUCACUCUCGAUUUCCUCCCCACCUUGCACACAUAUCUCUAAGUCAAUGUAAAAUGGAGGAGGAUCCACUGCAGAUUCUGGAAAAGUUGCUUCAUUUAAAGUCGGUUGAAUUACAUGAAAGAUCUUUCGUGGGGAGGAAGAUGGUGUGUUCAAAUGGUGGAUUCCCUCAAUUAUGUAAUCUAGAAAUAUGGUACCUAGACGACUGGGAAGAGUGGAUAGUCGAAGAAGGGUCGAUGCCAUGUCUUCGUACCUUGUCUAUUGGGAAUUGUAAAAAGUUGAAGGAACUACCAGAAGGGCUCAAGUAUAUAACUUCUUUAAAGGAAGUGAAAAUCAGACAUAAGAACAAGGAGUGGAAGACGACACUCGUACCAGGUGGGGAAAGUUACCACAAAGUCCAACACAUUCCUAGUGUUCAAUUACACUAUCAUAGCGACGACUCUGAUAUUGACGAAUAAGGAGAAUACAACCGUCUCAGGUGAACCUACUCGGGAUCAGUACCCACCACUAUCGAUUGUGUGAUAUGAUAAUAAGUCGUUUUUGUUGUAUGAAGUUUACAUAUCUUGUUUGUGAUAUAUUUCGUCUAUCUGUUUGCAUGCUCAUUCACUGUAAUGCUAAGUUUGGAUAUACAUUUGUAUGUUGAACCAUAUCUUAUUCGAUGUUCUCCGUUGUGUGUGCUUA
Messenger RNA from Brassica napus (rape), 3232 nucleotides. Its product is annotated as probable disease resistance RPP8-like protein 2. Gene Ontology annotation, biological process: defense response to other organism. Lineage: Eukaryota; Viridiplantae; Streptophyta; Magnoliopsida; Brassicales; Brassicaceae. The transcript has 5 exons. Bases 220 to 3009 code for a protein of 929 amino acids. Gene Ontology annotation, molecular function: ADP binding. The record is from RefSeq and is a predicted model, not a curated record.